UUCAAUCAACGAACAUUGUUUUAAACAAAAUAAUUUAACAAUUUCAAAAUGUUUAAAUUCACCGCAAUUGUAGUUUUGGCUUUGGCUAUUUGCGUAGCAGCCGAUCCUAUCCGCCAAAAGAACUUGAGAAGACGAGUAUCAGCUCGUCAAGAAGUGCUACCUACACCAGCACCAACUGGAUAUCCAGCAGCAGGUGUUACUCCCGAAAUUCCCUUUGAAUUACCCACCGAAAAUGAACAAACCGAUUUUGUAACACAACAACCUGACGAAGUUUAUGGCCCACCAGAAUUUGAUGCCCAACAACCUGAUGAAGUUUAUGGCCCACCAGAAGCUGACGUACAACAACCUGAUGAAGUUUACGGACCACCAGAAACUGAUGCCACUCCCGAAAUAAUCGAAGAAGUAGAAGAAGAAGCUGUAGAAGAAACCGAUGCCGAAGAAGCUGCUGAAGAUUUAGGUGAAGAAGUCGUUGUUGUUGAAGCUCCUGCUCGCUUGGUCUCUCAACGUUUCCCACAAAGACGCGUUGUUGCAAAGCCUGCACGUUUGACAAAAGCUAAAGUUGUCAAGCCAGUAAACUUUGUGUACACAGCUAGAUUCCAAACCUUCCCACAGAAGUAA
Molecule: messenger RNA, 618 nt
Organism: Lucilia cuprina (Australian sheep blowfly)
Lineage: Eukaryota; Metazoa; Arthropoda; Insecta; Diptera; Calliphoridae
Exons: 1
Coding region: 49-618 (189 amino acids)
Source: RefSeq, a predicted model, not a curated record